Prorocentrum cordatum is the source of this 1028-nucleotide messenger RNA. NCBI's taxonomy places the organism in Eukaryota, Dinophyceae, Prorocentrales, Prorocentraceae. The record is from the annotation of a GenBank genome assembly.
CCAGGGGGCGAUGUGCAGCCUCUGCUGCAGAGCUCUGGGGGGCGCUGCCGCGACGUGUCGGCCCCGCCCUGCGGGCGCCGGGCGCCCUGCCGCGGGCGGCGGCGGCCUGGGCCCGUCGGCGGCGGUGGCCGCGGCGCCAGCACGGGAGGAGCGAUUGGAGCGGUGCCGCGGUUGGGAGCGGCAGUCCGCACGGCAGCCGUGCGAUUGCCGGCGGGUGCUCGGCAGAAGCGGAGGGCCCGAGGCUUGGCUACAGCACCCACGACAGGGCGAAGCUCGAGAAUCUGAUCAGGCAGCUCAUCCGCAGCAUGCCAGGCCCGCCAGGCCUCGUGCCAGACAAGCUGCUGCAGGUGCCCCUGCCGCCCCUGCUGGACCUGCCGAGCCAGCGCGCGGCGCCCGUGCCGGUGCCCGAGCAGGCGCAUCCGCGCCGUCAGAAACCGAGCGCACGAUCGGGCACCUCAUUCGGCGCCAUCGGGCAUCCCAUCAACUGCGCCGGACCGUGCAAGUAUUGGUCCACCAACACUCGGGGGUGCAAGGACGGCCAGGCCUGCGACAGGUGUCACCUGUGCGUGUGGCCGCGCGACAGGCGGCGCCAGCAGGGCGCGGGCGGCGCCCUGGCGCCCCGGCUCUGCGGGAGCGCCAUGGCACGCGGUGGCGCGACGCCAGAGAAAUUGAUGCUCGCUUCCGUGGCAAGCACGGCCAGGCCAGCCAUGCACGCACCAGUGGUGUGGCAGCCGGCUUCGAACCUGGCGCCCGAGUUGGCAGUCGUGCGGUCGCCGCAGCCAGCUUGGAACCCGGCGCCUGUGCCGGCAGUCGUCGCCACGGGGAACGGCAGAAUGGAGUGGACGGGCCAAGACCCGGAGAAGGUGUCGCUGGGUUCCGCCAAUCACCCUCACAAUUGUGCUGGGGCGUGCAAGUACUUCCGCAAAGCCCGCGGCUGCAAGGAUGGCACGUCCUGCAAACGCUGCCACGUGUGCGAGUGGCCCACCCGUCCAAGGUUUGGGGAACUGGUGGCCGCGAUUCACCUCUAG